Rosa chinensis is the source of this 1494-nucleotide messenger RNA. RefSeq names its product homeobox-leucine zipper protein HAT3. The transcript has 4 exons. NCBI's taxonomy places the organism in Eukaryota, Viridiplantae, Streptophyta, Magnoliopsida, Rosales, Rosaceae. Gene Ontology annotation, cellular component: nucleus. The record is from RefSeq and is a predicted model, not a curated record. Bases 191 to 1111 code for a protein of 306 amino acids. Gene Ontology annotation, biological process: regulation of DNA-templated transcription. Gene Ontology annotation, molecular function: DNA-binding transcription factor activity, RNA polymerase II-specific; sequence-specific DNA binding.
CCUAGUCAGCCUCCCUCUGGUACAAGUCAUGAUUACCUCAACACCCUCUCUCUGUAUCUGAAUCUCUUUAUAACAAUAAUAGCCCCAUCAUCCUCUUACUGCAAAAAGCAAAAACCGAAAGGCAGACACACACACCCACUGCCAUUUUCAACCGUCCUUACCAUUCUCUCUACUCUGGGGAAAGAAAAAAAUGGGUGACAAAAAUGAUGAGUUGGGGUUGAGUUUAGGUCUGGGUUUGGGUUAUGGAGCCAAACCGUCUUCUUCUUCUUCUUCCUCAUUUCACUUGAACCUCAUGCAGAACCCAGAAACUAAUCAUCAACGAGUUUUUGGGAUUUUUGGAUUCACCGAUCGAAAUGCGACUUCGUUUCGGCGAGGAAUCGACGUGAACCAGGCGGCGGUGGGGGAUUUCGAGGACGAAAACGGCGUGUCGUCUCCGAACAGCACGGUGUCGAGCCUGAGCGGGAAGCGUAGCGAGAGAGGCGAAGACAACGAGGCGGAGAGGACUUCGUGCUCGCUCGGCGGAAGCGACGACGAGGACGGCAUUGGCGGCGGCGACACGUCGAAGAAGAAGCUCCGCCUCACCAAGGAGCAGUCUCUGCUGCUCGAGGACAUGUUCAAGGAGCACCAUACCCUCAACACGGUUAGUGUCAAUUCGAGGCAAAAGCAGGAAUUGGCACAGAAGUUGAACCUGAGCGCAAGACAAGUGGAGGUGUGGUUUCAGAACAGGAGGGCAAGGACUAAGUUGAAGCAAACAGAGGUGGAUUGUGAUCAACUAAGGAAGUGCUGUGAGAAUCUGACAGAAGAGAACAGGAGGUUGCAGAAAGAAGUGCAAGAGCUGAGGGCACUCAAGCUUUCGCCACAGUUCUACAUGCAAAUGAACCCCCCCACGACUCUCACCAUGUGCCCUUCAUGCCAAUGUGUGGGUGUCUCAUCCUCAUCCUCAUCCUCUGCUAGUGCUACUACUGCUUCCUCCACAGUUCCGGCAACCAGCCCAACUGGCCACCCAGUGCAGCCAACUAUCCAUCGGCCUGUUCCAAUCAGCCCGUGGGCCACAUUGCCGAUCCCGCAGCAUCGACCAGUUGAUGCACCUGCACCUGCACCUCGGUCGUGACAACUUUUAGGGCAUUAAGAAAGCUGAUGCCUUUAGAUUGACAUUUUGGUCAUUAGGAGGUAAUGGGUGACAAAUGUAUAUGGAAAGGAAGGGAACUGGUAGAAAAUAUGGCGGGGGGUUAGUUGUCAGGGUAUGAUUUUGUUGGAUGAAAACCCCCACCCCCUUGUUACUUUGUUCUUCUCAAUUUUGGGCUUUUACUGAUUGGUAUAGCCAAAAUUAUAUAAGUGAGAUGGAAAUAGGGUUUGGUGGAUAAGCAAGAAAGUGAUGUUUAUAAAUGCCAACUAGUAGGUGUAGAAAUGUAGGAUAAGUUAAAUGGCACAAAAGAGUCUGAACUUGUCCAUCAAAAGGGUGAUUUAAAAGCAGGUGAACAUUGAAAUUGACCA